UCUAUAACAGGCGCACAAAGUGUAAUGGCAUCACCAACUAUUUUCUGUGGGAAGGAAAAUAAAAACGAUGAACAUGACCAAGGUCAGAUGAACUUUGAAGAAGUUAAUCCUAUCUUAACGGCAUGGGCAUCAGAAUAUGUGUCACCAAGACGCAAAUUUGUAGCUUGCCUUUCGGAUCCUUGUAAGAAUGGUGGCAUCCGAGAAGAAGAAGGGGGCAUUCAGAGAUGUCGGUGCCCAAAGUAUUAUGCAGGAAAAUACUGCCAAUAUUGUAGUUUCUUUUUACCAUAUCAAUCCGCACUGGAUACAAACAUAAUACCAUACUCAAACGAUCGGACUGGCUUGAAGUUGAGAACACGCGGGAUUGGGCAUACUCUUGCGUUUGUUGGUAAGGCCAACAGUAAAGGUGUCAUGAUCAUUUUUGAUUUCUGCGUUGGAUCCUCGCAAGUUAUGUCGACCCAACAAACUCGUGGUGAAGUAUCGUCCAGUGUCCUUGGUCCAGUGCUGGGCCAGCUUCACUGCGGACCAUCUGGGUACGAUUCGUUCUGGCUUGACCACUCGGAGGGAAACUUUGCAGUGGGACUUCAGGGGAAUUCAACCCCUUUUAUCAAGUUUCGUCCAGAAGUGCAAGUGAAGAUUAACAGCAUUGGCUUGAGAGUGAGACGUGCUUCGGGUGCGGACUGGAUGAUUGAUCAACCAUGUGGCGGUUGGAUAAGGUCUUAA
This is a messenger RNA of Lytechinus variegatus (green sea urchin), 720 nucleotides long. RefSeq lists its product as uncharacterized. The transcript is spliced from 4 exons. Bases 25 to 720 code for a protein of 231 amino acids. NCBI's taxonomy places the organism in Eukaryota, Metazoa, Echinodermata, Echinoidea, Temnopleuroida, Toxopneustidae. The record is from RefSeq and is a predicted model, not a curated record.